CAACACCGACGUGAAUCCCGCCCCGACAUUUAGCCUAAAUCAACUAAUAGGAGGAGCAUGUAGGCAACUAACUCUACAGUGGCGCAAAAGGCCCACGAUAACCACUUUAGAGCAGAGGCGAGUGAGUGGGUCGGGUUUCAGCUGUUCAGAGAGCGCUCUGGUGAUCUUGCAGAGAUAGAAGGCUAGAUAGAGACUGUCGUCUGGGACACUGCAGGACCGCUUUGAAGAUCUCGUCAAAUGGCAACGCUGAACCACAAGGCAAAUGAAUAAAGCUCCCUUUCAAUUCGGACAUGACUGAUUGAUUGAUCCAAAUCUACAGAAUGUCUCAUAAUACUUUGAUAUAGACACUCAUCUGAAUAUAGUAAGGUGGUUGGAGAAGAGGACAGCUGCAACUUGCCCAAGGCAACUCCCCUGUCAAAAGUUAGGUCGCAAGGAUAUAUAUCCCUUACAAUUCGCUUUUCACCUUUCUCCCGAUGAAUGUUGGAAUUUCGUUGUGGAUAAAAAUCGAAUAAACACAACAAACAUGGAAGAAGAUCAAAAGUGGGGAGUUGCUGGUAGAAGUGUAGGCAGGACUUGCAGUGAGCACCCUUGCAAAAAACGCUUUUGGAGGAAUUGGAAAGAUUUGUCAGGUAUAACUGUCGGCAUCGUAUUCUCUGUAUUGUCUCUUGGAUUUUGCAUUCUCGUUUAUCUGAGAACCUCGGAGCUUCAGUCCAGGAUCCUAAACUUGGAAAAACAGAGAGAUACGCAGCUCUCCGCGUGGAUCUCACUCGAGCAGGUGGAACCAGUUAUCUUUGGCCGAAUAGAUCAGAUUCUGGAAGAGAAAUUGGCGGCUCGACUUCCCAAAACACGAGAGGCCAGAGAAGCACCCCAUAGCUGCGUCUGUCCACCAGGGCGUCCUGGGUCGAGGGGAAAGAGAGGUCGCAAUGGUGAUCCAGGACCUCCUGGUCCACCCGGACGAUCAGGCUUUCCGGGUGACAAAGGAACAAUGGGAAUUCCUGGAAGAUUGGGGUUAAAAGGAUACGCAGGGGUGAAGGGAGCGCCAGGGGAGCCAGGCCUGUCCAUCAUUGGGCCACGAGGAUCUCCUGGACAGCCAGGAACUAGAGGCUUCCCAGGCUUCCCGGGUCCGAUUGGGUUGGACGGCAAGCCCGGGCAGAACGGCUUGAAAGGAGACUUGGGUCAACGUGGUCCCAAAGGAGUUCCAGGUGAAUCUGGUCAGAAAGGAGAAAAGGGCGUAUGUGGAGACUACAGUCACAGGAAGCGGCGUAUUGUACAGCCCUGUGUUGGAGGAUUGGCCACACAGAUGUUGCCCAUCACCGUGCGCAACAUGCCUCAAAUAAACCCUCUAAUCCUAAAGCGCCUCAAGCAGGGUGAGCCUGGAGCUCAGGGCCCACCAGGACCUCCCGGGCCCUCAGGGACCCCCGGACUGAAUGGUGCAAGUGGACCACCGGGUAAACCCGGUGAACCAGGAAAACCUGGAAAAGAUCCAAGGCUCCUGCCAGGGAUGAAGGGUGAGCCAGGCAUGCCAGGAAUAAAGGGUGAUGUUGGCCCUGCUGGUCCCGAAGGCCCCAAGGGACUGAAGGGAGACCUAGGGCUGAGGGGAGAGCCAGGUUUUCCAGGCACUCCUGGAAGAAAGGGUCAAGCUGGUACCCCUGGAACACCUGGCAUUCAUGGAAAGAGGGGCUACAGGGGUGACAAGGGUGAACCCAGCGCAGCGGGGACUGGCAUCAAAGGAGAACCAGGGACACCAGGACUUCCAGGCCUAUCAGGAUUCAAGGGUGACAAAGGCGACCAAGGUGUCAAGGGGGAAGAAGGAUCUGAUGGCCCAGCUGGACCAAGAGGUCCUCCAGGUGCAGCAGGGGAGCCAGGAAAAUCAGAAAUCAUCAACAAUGAAAAUGAUAUUCGGAAUGUACCUUUGAUGGGCCCACCUGGACUACCUGGCCCUCAAGGGGGCCCCGGAACACCAGGAACAAAGGGUGAAGUUGGCCUUCCAGGCCCUUCAGGUCUUGACGGAGAGAAGGGUCCUCGGGGGAAGCCUGGAGAGGCAGGUCCUGUUGGCCCAGCCGGCCCUGAAGGCCCCAGAGGGGAGGGGGGCCUGAUGGGUUUCUCCGGAACCAAAGGAGAUAAGGGGGACAUGGGCCCAUCUGGAUCACCUGGUCAGAAGGGUGAGUCCGGAGAUAAGGGAGGAAUGUCAGACAUGGUAUACGGGCCUCCAGGUCCUCCAGGACCCCAAGGACCAGUUGGCCCUGCGGGACCUGAAGGACUGGGAGGGCCAAAGGGGGAGCCAGGCAUAGGCAUACGGGGAGAGAAGGGAGCAUCUGGUUCGAAAGGCGAUAAAGGGGACAGGGGUCAUCUUGGGCUUCCUGGGGCUCAUGGUUUAGACGGCAGGCCUGGUCCAGUGGGCCUGAUAGGACCAGUUGGUGUGGCAGGGCCAGCAGGACUGAAGGGAGAUAGAGGUUACAAGGGAGAUUCAGGAGAACCAGGACCAAUUGGGCCUCAAGGCAUCCCUGGUUUAGUAGGACCACAAGGAUUCAAAGGGAACCGGGGAGAGAGGGGCAAGAAAGGCAACAGGGGAACUAAAGGGGAUAAGGGGGACCAAGGAGCACCCGGAUUAGAUGCCCCCUGUCCAUUGGGGGAUGAUGGCUUACCAGUAUCAGGGUGUUGGAAUAAAGGUCAAAAUCCUUUCCAACUGGCCAAGUAGUAGAGGUUCAAGAGAUCUGCUCAACAACGUUUCGCUCAAAGCUGCAGGAUGGAAACUUGAAGGCAUUUGGAGAUAUCGUUGAGUUUUGACCCCACCUGGGGUUGUCAUUUUACUCACACAGAUUUUCCAGCCGGCUGAACACAGAGGCAGUAAUAUUGGGGGGCUCCAGUCGCUAGCAGUGAGCAGACUGACUUCAAUAAGACUCAGAAACAAAAGGAUUUCAGUUUCCUUUGCAGUUCUUUGCUGAAGGCUCCUCGGGUUGGACAAGCCAUCAAAGCCACAAAGCGAUAGAGACGCAUUUAUUUGAGAUAUGUGCUUUUCUUUGAGAUAUAUAUCUUUAUUCACUAUGUGAAAGUGAGACAUUCACUUUUUAUAGUGUACAAUUUCCUGUUUUUUAUUUGACACCAACAACUGUGAUUCAAGAAUUCAGAGCAGCUCGCAGAACAGACAGAUGUAAUCUCUCUGUGUUCAUGUGUUUCCAAGACAAACCAAAAAACAAAGGGAAAUGCUUUUGAUGAUUCCUGAUAUCAAACUCACUGCCUUCUCUAAUAUCCUGGGUGUUGCAGGCAUAUACCAUACUGUUUAUGUAGCUAUGUGGCCUGACCUGUGCCCAAGGAAGAACUUUAUUACCAGCAUUUUGUUGGUAUACAUUUAUACAUGUCUAAUAGACGUAUAUUACAUGUAUUCACAUUCUUGUACCGAGAUGUAAAACUCACCAUAUAUCAAUGCUGUACGAGUAAGUAUUGUACAGUAGGAGAGUGUUCACACACUUUUUUAAAGCGCUAACUCCAUGUUCUUGAAUAUAUUAAUGUGACAUGGGAGCCUCUCAUUUUAUCCCAAAAUGUUUUUACUCAACAUAGAUACCCUAUCGUUUUAGACUGUCUUAGAUAAUACAUAUCUGCAGUCAUACUGGCAACUUUUAAUGAGUAUUUAAGCAAUAAGGCCCGAUGAGGUGUGGUAUAUGACCAAUAUACCAUGGCUAAGGACUGUUCUCACGCACGCCGCAACGCGGAGCGUCUAGACACAGCCUUUAGCUGUGGUAUAUUGGGAAACCCCCAAGGUGCCUUAUUGCUAUUAUAAAAUGGUUACCAAUGUAAUUAGAGCAGUAAAAAUACAUGUUUUGUCAUACCCAUGGUAUACGGUCUGAUAUACCACAGCUUUCAGCCAAUCAGCUUUCAAACCACCCAGUUUAUAAUCUGGAAUAACCUGAUUCAUAUCAGUUUGUAAGAGCCAGAGUACCAUAAUCUAAUUUACCCUAAAAUAAGAUUCCUGAGGAAUGCCACACUAAAUGCAAGUCAUCAUGAAUCAAAUUGGGCAGCUAAUUUAAGCAGGAAUAAGUUCAACACCUUUAUCCUGUCUGUAUGAAUCGGUGGGCUUCGGUGUGACUGUUUGUCACCUUUGAAGUCAAAUAUUAACCAUAAAGAAGGCAGAUUUUUAUCGUGGGCAAAUAUUUAUGUCAAAUGUUGACAUUAUACAGCUCCUCUAAACAUGUUGUGUCAUGAAAAAUGAUGCUUUCAUACUGAUGAAAGAAAACCCCUGUUUUUGAAGGUCUCUUGUUUAGGAUUGUGUGACGUGUCAUGGCUGGAGGCACAAGACCAGUUUUGAAGCUAUUGGACAGCUGGUAACCGACACUUAGAACCAUUUUAAAUCCAAUGAAUUGCUUAUUUAGGUCGCCUAUGACAUUUUGACCUUGUGAAACUCAUUUUGAUUUGAGCAGUUGGGGUAAAGGUAUUUUAUUACUUUCUCUUCCAAAAAUGUAGCAACAAUUUCAUAGCAUUCUUGUGUGAAAACGAAGUCCGACGACUGAACUGACAAUAUGUCCAUCUUGUCAACGACUAUGAUAUCUUGUGCCUUUUAUUUAUGUUUAACACAACAGAAGCAUUCCUUAUGUCAUGUUGACAACUGUCUUCUAACCCUCCUCACACCUCAAAUCAAAAUGCACAUACGAUAAUCAUUUGAAUAUUCAAAGUGGUGAAUACAACACGAGUCCAUAUUCAUAUCCAAAUGGUGUAUUGCAAACCAGGGUCAGUUAUUGUGGUUGUUCUUUAGAUUUGAUAAAGGCCACAUUGACCUAGGCAGGCAGUGGGGGUGGACGAUUGAGACCACUUUAGCAUUACUGACACGAAUUGGUAACAGAAAUGUAGUCUAAAGGCAAAAGGAUCUAACCAUUUUAGAUAACAUUCUGAUUUAAAAAAAAAAAAACAUUUUUAUAGUUAAUUUGUUUGGAAUGUUUGCCUGAGAACUAGGCUUUACGCUGCCCCUGUUGAUUAUGAAUUUGAAUUAACAUGUAAUUACACACGAGCAGCUCCUAUAACACGACCUUUAUAUAAAAGUGGAUCAAGUCAAGUGCUGUUUCUGUAUUACAGUAAUUACUGUAAAUGCAAAUGAAUGUAAAGUGUUGCCUUAUUGUUUUCUUUAACAAAGGUGCUAAACAAGCAGCCUUCCUCCCAAGGAUGUAAAUCAUUCUGGAAACACGUUUAUUUAGUGGAGCAAUGACACAUAAUGGACGUGUAUUUAGGCCAUUUUGAAGGUUUUCAUUUGAUUAUAAGAUUAUGGUUCACCUCAAAUCUUUCAAACCAUCGUCCCCAGUAAAUGUGUCACAUUACCGCCCACAGUCCUUUAUUAAGCUGAGUACUCCUAUGAAGACAGUAGCUAUAUUCAAAGAAUCAUUCAUUCUCUUGUAAGAAUGUAUUCACAACACUAUGUCACAUUAGUUGAUUUACUGUAGGGUCGGUCAUCUUUAAAAGUUUGUGUGAAUUUAAUGUCUGCUUUUUCUCACUGAUAUUUUGCACAAUGGCAGUACUCUUUAGUUUUACAAUAUCUUCUCUGGCCAUUAUUAUUACAUGUUUGUAUUAUAUUUCUUGGUAUACAUUUCCCAGUUGACUUUGUCUUCAUCUUUUACUGUAUUUAUAUAUGAAGUGUACUCUUCAUGUAAUUAUGCAUACUUCAUAAUAUAACUAUUUAACACAUAAUAUCUUAGAACAUGUCACUCAUGAGAAACACUUAACUGAUGAUAGGUCAUGUGAAGUUAUUUCUGGACCUGAGCACGAAAUGUGGUCCUUUGUGAAUAUUUGUGUUUCUACUGAAAAACACUUCACAAAAAACCCUUCAAUUAUGUCUUCAAUUCAUUCUUGAUUUUAGUCCAAGCCAAUUUACAGUUAAUGCCUUCUCAUGUGAAGAGUACACAGAUUUGUUUGAGGAAUGGUGUUGUAUCCACUGUAAAGUUAUUUGAUUCAUCACUUUAGUCGACAUUACGGAUAUGUUUAUGCCAGUCUAUGAUCAAUGCAUUCUGUUUCGUAUUAAGUGGAUGUAUCACUUCUUGAUGUCAUCACCAUUAUGGGUAUUUAAAGCAGUUUAGGAGAGAGAUAGUUAAGGUCAUAGAAGCCAUUUUAGAAGACCGUUAUAGAGUACUGCGUUAUAGUUAACCUGCCGUUGACAUUCAUUGAGUUGUUUUCUUAACUAUCUACUAUGUAGUGUGCUAGGUAGAAAUCAAGAUGUAUAAUAUUAUGAAACCAGUUUGUGUGAUAAUCAGUUUCAGUAGCUAACUGAGAACAGAUAUGAGGGCAUUUAUUUCAAUGCAUUUGAUGUAAAAACCAUCUGCAUGCUGAUAUUUUUGUUUGUAAGCGUUAUUUACUAUUUGACAGCAACAGUGACAUUUUACAGCAAAAUACUUAUGGGAAUUUAUUUGAUAUGCCAUUUUCUUCACAAAAUGAGGAAUUAUGUCAGUUAAGUGACCUUUUAUAAUUUCCUCUGCUGUUACAGACUCUUGAAGAUGAAUGAAAUGUAACAUUUGAACAUUGAAUUGAGGUGUCAACAUUUCGUUUCUUGAGAGUCAAUGUGAGUCGUCAGUAAAAAAAUGUAAUACAGAGUUACCUAUGCUGUCUAAGGUGCUGUUUCUUUCUUCUAGAAACUGUUUUUAUAAACCAUAAAUGGCAGCUUUUGUCACUUGAUUGCCAAUCAUUAUUUCCCUGUUCAAUACAUUUUGAGAACAUUGUCAAUAAAAAAAAUA
Molecule: messenger RNA, 6707 nt
Organism: Oncorhynchus gorbuscha (pink salmon)
Lineage: Eukaryota; Metazoa; Chordata; Actinopteri; Salmoniformes; Salmonidae
Product: collagen alpha-1(XIII) chain-like
Exons: 42
Coding region: 524-2698 (724 amino acids)
Source: RefSeq, a predicted model, not a curated record